AUGCAGUUCGUCGUACUCACUGCUUUGAUCGCUGUCGCCGCAGCCCAUUCCCAAUACGUUGGCCAAACUUCUUGGAAUUCCGCUUCCAAUGCUCAUUCUUAUUCACCUUCAACGCACCAGGUCAGGGAAUUCACCGCUCAGCCGCACGCUAUCAACUGGGCUGUCCACGAUGGUUAUGGCAGCGACCACUCCCACGUUGUGAGCAACGAUGGCCAAGUAAUCACCGGCACUUACCACGUCCUCCUUCCCGAUGGCCGUGUUCAAAUCGUAACAGACAACGGUGAUGGCUUCGGACACAUUGCUGAUGUCACGCACGAAGGCCAAGCCCAGUACCACGCCCCAUCCGCCUACUCCGCACCUGUAUUCACCUCUCAAGUUGUCACUGCUCCUGCUCUAUCAUCUCACACUUACUCCGCACCAAUCUUCACUUCUUCCGCUGGCCACACUAUGGGAGCCGGUUGUAGGACUCACUCAGGUCAUGUUUUCCCCUCUUCAUCUGUCACGGCUCCAGGUGUUGCCUCCCGCACUUACUCCGCACCGGUCUUCACCUCUACUGGUGCCAGCGUUUCUGGUGACAACUCCCGCAGUUACUCCGGCCCCGUUUUAACAUCCUUGGGUGUCACAUCACCUGUAAUCACUUCCGUUCCGAUCACAGCUCCUGCUACAUCAUCUCGCACUUACACCGCACCAGUUUUUACCGGCACUGGUGCUCCUGGUGUUGUUCUCAACUCUGGAUCUGUCACAGCUCCAGGUGCUAACUCCCGCACUUAUUCCGCCUCGGACCUCACUUCUUCUGCUGGCCGCACUUCGGAAGAUAGCUCUCGUACUUAUUCCGGUGAUGUUCUCACCUCUUCAUCUGUGACGGCUCCAGGUGCUAACUCCCGCACUUAUUCCGCCCCAGUCUUCAUUUCUUCUGCUGGCCGCACUUCGGAAGUCACCUCUGGUACUCAUUCCGGCGGCGUUCUCACCUCUUCGUCUGUCACGGCUCCUGGCGCUUCCUCCCGCACUUAUUCCGCACCGGUUAUGACUUCUCCUACGUCCUCAUCUACUGUACUCACCUCGUCUUCAGUCGGCGGUUCUGCUGGAACUUCUCGCACUUACUCCGCACCAGUUUUUACAUCUGAUGACUCCGCUUUUGGCCGUGUUUCUCAGAUCGGCACUGGUCCGACCACUGGAUCCGGCUCCAUGACUUUCGGUAACGUUGUUCGCGACUACUAA
Daphnia carinata is the source of this 1218-nucleotide messenger RNA. Its product is annotated as mucin-5AC-like. Gene Ontology annotation, cellular component: extracellular matrix. The coding region runs from base 1 to 1218 and encodes 405 amino acids. The transcript is spliced from 3 exons. Lineage: Eukaryota; Metazoa; Arthropoda; Branchiopoda; Diplostraca; Daphniidae. The record is from RefSeq and is a predicted model, not a curated record.